GAAGAAUUGAACAAGCAAAAAAGAUGCAAUUUAGGGACCUGGCAGAAAGUGUGGCUUGAGUUUGGAGGCGUGGAGAACUCCUGCUGCCUAUCAUCCUCUCCCAGCCCUCACUUUCCGCGUCUGGAUCCCUUGAUCUUGUAUUUGCCCCUCAGGCUUGUCGGAGCCGGCGGCUUGUUCAUCUUUUCCGAAAGGGAAGCCGGGCUGUUAGAUGGAUCUCUAUUUUUAAGCCCAGCGCUUAGAAGCCUCAGAGAGGGGAGGCCGAGUUCAAAGCGCGGAGUUCCUUCAUGUAGACCGAGGGGGAAGGACGCCGCUCUUUCCUCUCCUCUCCAGAAGGGACCUGGAGAGCCUGCUCGGAGGUGGGCUGGCGGCGCCUUCCUGGAUCUGACUCCCCUUGCCACGGUUCAGUCCUCGCUCUUAUUGGAGGGGCAGAAGAAGGAUCCUUCGCCUCUUCUCUUGCAUUAUUUCCCAGUGCACAAAUUGCUGUGAAUGUGAGUAAUUCUUCAUCUACUAUGCCUGAGUCAAAGUCAAUAUGUGUUUCAGUAGAUGAGGUGGUCUCUGGUGGUACAGAAACACAAGAGGUUCAUUUGCUCAAUGGCCAUUUAAAGAAGAUGGACAAUGUUUUGCCUGAAGCCCAUCAUUUCUCCUACCUUCCUCGAAGACCAGCUGUGAACAUUGAAAUUAAAGACCUCUCCUAUGCUAUACCAGAAGGACCCUGGUGGAACAAGAAAGGUUUCAAGACUUUGCUGAAAGGAAUUUCUGGAAAGUUUAGUAGUGGUGAACUGGUGGCAAUUAUGGGUCCUUCUGGAGCUGGGAAGUCGACCCUUAUGAAUCUCCUGGCAGGAUACAGAGAGACUGGGAUGAAAGGAGAAAUUCUCAUAAAUGGGCAACAUCGUGAUUUGCGUUCUUUCCGCAAAGUGUCUUGUUACAUCAUGCAAGAUGACAUGCUGCUUCCACAUCUUACUGUCCAGGAAGCUAUGAUGGUAUCUGCCCACUUGAAACUUCAAGAAAAAGAUGAAGGCAGGAGAGAAAUGGUGAAUGAGAUCCUGACAGCUUUGGGUUUGCUAUCGUGUGCCAGUACUCGUACUGGAAGCCUCUCAGGAGGGCAGAGAAAACGUCUUGCAAUUGCUUUGGAACUGGUGAACAACCCACCGGUUAUGUUUUUUGAUGAACCUACCAGUGGCCUGGACAGUUCAUCUUGCUUUCAAGUUGUCUCUCUGAUGAAGGCUUUAGCCCAGGGUGGCCGGUCCAUCAUCUGCACUAUCCAUCAGCCCAGUGCCAAACUCUUUGAACUCUUUGAUCAGCUCUAUGUCUUGAGCCAAGGGCAAUGCAUUUACCGUGGGGAAGUAUUAAACUUGGUCCCUUAUUUGAGAGAUUUGGGUUUAAAUUGUCCAACAUAUCACAAUCCAGCAGAUUUUGUAAUGGAGGUUGCCUCUGGUGAAUAUGGAGAUCAGAAUAGCAGGCUUGUAAGAGCUGUGCAAGAAGGAAUGUGCGAUGCAGAUUACAAGAGAAAUUCUGGAGGAGAAAAUGAACUUAACCCCUUUUUAUGGCACAAACCAUCAGAGGAGGAUUCCUCAUCCAUGGAAGGCUGUCAUAGCUUCUCAGCCAGCUGUCUUACUCAGUUUUGCAUACUAUUUAAAAGAACUUUUCUCACCAUAAUGAGGGAUUCGGUCCUAACACAUCUGCGGGUAACAUCCCACAUUGGAAUUGGACUUCUGAUAGGCUUGCUAUAUUUGGGGAUUGGAAAUGAAGCAAAGAAAGUCCUGAGCAAUUCUGGCUUCCUCUUUUUUUCCAUGUUGUUUCUUAUGUUUGCUGCGCUCAUGCCAACGGUCCUUACAUUUCCUCUUGAGAUGGGAGUAUUUCUUAGAGAACAUCUGAAUUAUUGGUACAGUUUGAAGGCUUAUUACUUGGCUAAAACUAUGGCUGAUGUCCCUUUUCAGAUUAUGUUUCCUGUGGCUUACUGCAGCAUUGUGUACUGGAUGACAGCGCAGCCCUCUGAUGCUCUGCGAUUUCUCCUGUUUGCAGCACUGGGGACCAUGACAUCACUUGUGGCUCAGUCCCUGGGACUUCUGAUUGGAGCAGCAUCCACCUCACUUCAGGUGGCAACAUUUGUUGGUCCUGUUACAGCAAUCCCAGUUCUUCUCUUCUCAGGCUUCUUUGUCAGUUUUGAUACCAUUCCUGCUUAUCUCCAAUGGAUGUCCUACAUGUCUUACGUCAGGUAUGGAUUUGAAGGUGUCAUUCUUUCCAUCUAUGGUUUGGAUCGAGAAGAUCUUCAUUGUGACAAAGAUGACACUUGUCAUUUUCAGAAGUCAAAGGCUAUCCUCAAAGAGCUGGAUGUAGAAAAUGCUAAACUUUAUUUGGACUUCAUUGUGCUUGGAAUUUUCUUCAUCUCCUUACGUCUCAUUGCCUAUUUUGUUCUCAGAUACAAAAUUCGAGCAGAGAGAUAGAGGACAAAUGUGACAACAUGCAUGUCUAGAAUGUGGCUCUUUGGUUGCGGCCAAUGAGUUUUCAAAGCUCAGUUGCAAAUCAUGUUGUCGUCUGAUCCCUAGAAGAACUAAAAUGGAAACUUGUUUCAGUUUUGAAAAAUGUCACUGCUGAUCCCAAGAGUUUCCUCUCCUGGAAAGUAUAUUUCUUCUAAGGUAGCUGUAGUUCUGGCAACUAGACUGAGAAUGUCUAUCUUUUAUUAUAAGUGAAAAAACAGAAAAUGUUCUAUCAUCACUUCUUGCUGCAUCUUACAAGUGUUUUCCCACAAGAAAUUCUGCAGUAGUCUAUACAUUUUUCCAGUUGUAUGAAAACCGAAUGCUUAAAAAUAAAGUAGGUGAGAAAUCUGAUAUUGGUUCUCCUUAAUACCCAGCUUUGGAGUUUUAAUUAUAUGAGCUGGUCUCAUAAACCAAAUUUUUAAUAUUACAUUAUAUUACAGUGAAUGAUGUAGAAGAAUUUUAAAAUCAAGAUGAAUACCCAGCUCCUUUCUCCUAGCAUUCUGUUUUUGUAGUGUCUUUUCAGUCUCAUUUUCUCUCUGUUUUAUCUAUUUUCUGUGAAUGCAAAACCCGAAAGAGAGCAAAUUAGAAACUAAUCUCAAAGCCUGUUUGAAUACUGCAGCAUGUUUUUAAUAGCACAUAUUCUAAAAAGAGAAAGGACUACCAGUAGUUUGGUGUUUGGUAUGAUGAAUGCUUAAGGACUUAAUUAAAAAUGUCAUAGUCAAAUAUGUAUGUGCCCCUACCUAGCAAUAUACAUAAGCCUAUUAUUUUUGUUUUCACCAAUUUUGAAUGUCUCAAAAAGAAAUUCAAACCAUGCUACCGUCACAUUCCAGCAAAGCUAGGUGAUUUCAAACCCAUUCAUAGGCAGUUUAUUUUUCCCUCACUCACUUUUUGCUAGAUUCCAACCAAAUUUAUCUAAACAGUUUUUGUUACUAGUUUGACAUCUAAUUUGAGAAGUAAGAUGUGUAAACUGAUGCUGAUUAUUAGAAGUGCCUACAUCCUGAUUUCAAAUACUAGCUGUACAUAUAGCACUUUGUCUCAGAACAUUAUUUGAUAAAAUUAACAUUAUAGGAAAAAAGACUAGCACUCCGGGCCAGUCUUAUCUACCUCAGUGCAAUGGAUUCAGGUUGGUUUAUUAGGAAAACCAAUUAAGCUGUUUUCAAUCCAAAACAGAUUUCAAGUUGUCUAUUCAGAAACCAGAUCAAAUUGCUGUUUCCAACAGAGGCUAUUUUGAAUGGAUACUAAAUCACUCAAGCCAGAUCUGUAGAGUUAAGCUAGAGCAUCAAAGCAAAAUAAAUUGAAAUUGAAACAAAAACAAGGCUAUACAUUUGAAGAUAAAUUAGUUUUAUCCAUAUUAUAAGAUUUUCCCCUUCCACAAUUCUUGUAAACUAGUACAUGUUCCUGAAGUGCAUAGUUUAUAUUGCUGAAAAACAAUAGAGUAAUUGGGACUGCAUUCAUUGGCAAAGCCAACGUCCUUCUUUCCCCAUAAUCCUAGUCUUAAUUUUAGAGUAAAAAAUAAAAACAGACACUGUUCUUUAAAUUAGCAUGCAAUUUUAUCCAUACCUAUCAUGGGAUUCAAAUCUGCACCACUAAUUAGGUACUUGUAAGUCUGUAUCCAGAAACCAUUAAGAAUGUACUUUGUAAAUCAGCAGCAGAUAUGUAACAACAUUUGUGAUUAGCACAGACAAUCUCCAAGAAUGUGAUUACAUACCUUCAACAAGAAAACUUUUCUUAUACCCUUUGGAGGAUAAUUGCCUCAAAACCAGUCAAUGGAUUGUGAUGGACUACCACCAGAUUUGGAAGAGUCACACAAGAAGUGCUUUCCUAGAAAGUCCUCAGGUGCUAUCUGCUAAUUGACAAGGCAUUCACAGGAACUGAACAUCCUUUCAUGCAAUACUGCAAGUACUGCAGUACUGCAAAUGUAGGGAUAAAUCAUUUAUAGAUUAUAUCUCUAAAUAUAACAUUAUUUUGUUACAGGAAACAUGGGCCACAAGGAUAUGGGGCUUGAUAAUUUUUCAGUGUAUUCUCUGAAGGCCAAUAGAUUAAGAAAAGGGGGGCGGAGGCCAAGUGGUGGAUCUUUUGAAUAAGUGAGUAAUCUAAAACCCUGUAAUUAAUUUGUAAUGGUUAUAAGCCUUUGAGUUGGCCAUCUUAUUGUUAGAAACACCUUUCUCCCAUCACAACUGUUACAAAGCAGGUGAAAGAAAAGUGGCUUAUGUUGGGACUAUAUAUGACAUCCUUAAUAAUUCUUUUCAAUUCCAGUGUGAUGUAUCCAUUUUGGAUAACACGGAAUCAUUUCCAUAUUCUGAUACUAUAUUGGAUCAAGUCACUAAUAAAUUCCUAAUUCUUUUGAAAAAGAAAGAACACAAUCCACAUUAAGUCUCUUUAAGUUCUGUUGAUGUUAGUUUGUAGAUUACUUAAACUUGACCACUUUAACUUGAUUGUGUUGUUUCUAAGACAUUACCAGAGAAUUUGUUAACAUGCCAGGAUUGUCUGGAAUAUCAAGUUUAAAAAUAUUGCUGUCCUAGAUAUUGCAGUCCCAUUCUUAAGCCAAAACUAUAAUUGGCAUAUUUCCACAUUUGAAUAAAAUUCUGUUACAAGUUGUAAAUCUGCUUGAAUUAUUUUCAGCAAUGGAAACUAGAAGUCAUUACUGUGUGAAAUUACUAAACAAAAAUGAUUUCACAUAUGGCAAAUGUAAUAUAAAAAACAAGCAAAAUGUUCUUUUCUUGUUCCCAUCCCUGAAAAUACCUAGUCACAUACAGAUAUUACACCUAAGGUUUGUUCAGGACCUCCCUUCUUGUCAGUUGGAGUAGUGGGCGUGUCUGUUUCACACAUUUUGGGAGUGCAUUGCAGGAGGGAGGGAUUCAGGAUUGCUCUGUAUUACUGGCUUUUAUGUUUUAAUCUGAAGACAAAAGGUACUCAUGGUUUUGCUACAGACAAGCAGGAAUCUUGUCCCUCGCCCACCUCAAUAAAACGUAUUGAUUGCAGAUAUAUUUGCAUGUAUCUGAGCUUGGCUUGGAAACCCAACUAAAUAUGUAGGGAAUACCCUGGUUGAGUUUAUACAACACACUAAACUACAAAGCAGUUAAUCACAAUUUAGCUCAAUGCAUCAUGAAACUCCAGCCUGUGCAGCUAGUUUAUGAUUCACUGUGUUAUACAAAUCCAGAAAAUUGGACCAAUGGGGUAAACUAUGAUUCCAAUAAACAAGCUUAAGCAUGUCAUGCAAAUAUAGCCAUUUGGUUUAUUGUAUUUUUACGUGAAACUUGCUAUUUUCAGAAAUAUUAGAACAAUAAUAUAUAGAGAUCACAAAACUUUUCAGUUAAUGUGCAUGUUAUAAGUUUCACGCUAUUCAUAUCCUGCUUUUCUUUUAGGAAGUAUAUUCUACUGAGCUCCAUGCCUAAGAAUUGCUGAAAUUUUGCUAAACCCCUACUCCAAAAACAGCCCAGCAAAAAUUCUUAUUUGUAGUUUUAAAACAAAGAAUGGAUUAUUAUUAUUAUUAUCUGGGGCAUCUUUAAUGGUGAGAGAGGAAUUAUCAGCCGUAUGUAUCAACGUGACAGUAUUUUUGACACCCUUUGUUUUCAAAUUAUACCUUCUGUGCAAUGUAGAUUCUUAGUUGUGGUGAGUUGCUACCCUAAAAACCUACUUAUUUAAGACAUUUAUGUGUAUGUGUGGUUUUCCUUUCCUUUCGUUUCUUUUUUUUUUUUUGAGAAAAGCAAAAGUCAAUGCAAGUAAUUUCAAAACCUCAGCGUACUAAAGAGUGCAUUUACUGUAUAAUAACUGUUCUUCUGUCUUGAUUGUGUAAUGCACACUGCAUUACUUUGGAUUCCUGUUGAUUUUGCUGUUCUAGAGACUGCUGCUGCUUGCACGCUGUGAUACAUUUGCACUGUUGUAGAUACAUGUAAACAUUGUCUUUUUUCCAGGUGGCUUGUUUAUCUUUUAUAGUUCUGAUGAUAAUAACUAACUGAACUAUGAGUACUUUGAUUCAUGUAUUAGAAGAUUUAGGAUGUUGGGCAUUCUAAUUCUGUAUUUUGCAUAAACUAACAAAAUGCUUUGUAUAUUUCUGUAUAGUUGAUUUCCUGUAGAAUAUUUGUAUGUGCAUUAUUUUCCAGGUUAGAGCUCAUUUUCUGAAAAUGGAGAAUCCUUGUGAUAAUGCAACAUAGGAAUAAUCAAAUAAAAGCAUUGAUAUUUUCAAA
Molecule: messenger RNA, 6664 nt
Organism: Crotalus tigris (Tiger rattlesnake)
Lineage: Eukaryota; Metazoa; Chordata; Lepidosauria; Squamata; Viperidae
Gene: ABCG1
Product: ATP binding cassette subfamily G member 1
Exons: 15
Coding region: 510-2444 (644 amino acids)
Biological process (GO): cholesterol homeostasis; transmembrane transport
Cellular component (GO): plasma membrane
Molecular function (GO): ATP binding; ABC-type sterol transporter activity; ATP hydrolysis activity
Source: RefSeq, a predicted model, not a curated record